Molecule: messenger RNA, 2352 nt
Organism: Chionomys nivalis (European snow vole)
Lineage: Eukaryota; Metazoa; Chordata; Mammalia; Rodentia; Cricetidae
Product: dehydrogenase/reductase SDR family member 4
Exons: 8
Coding region: 1146-1985 (279 amino acids)
Biological process (GO): retinal metabolic process
Cellular component (GO): peroxisome
Molecular function (GO): carbonyl reductase (NADPH) activity
Source: RefSeq, a predicted model, not a curated record
UUUAUUAGGCUGAGGGUCAUCACAUGAGGUUCACACUCUUAGUUCCUAACUACGCUCCCAAGGUUGCUCACCCGGGUGACAUAUCUGGCUGAAGUCAGAUCCAGUCUCUAACAGAAGUCUCCAAUUCGAGGGUCAGGAUCCUGGGAGAUUCUCCAGCCCCAGGGCAGAUCAAAGUGGUCUCUCUCCAGGUGUACAGUACAGAGCCUUGCUCUUGGUCUCUGCUUAUAUCCUGUCCAAUGGACGUCGUGGGGUCCUAGGACUGUCUGGUUAUCUAGAGUGAGGGAUGUCAGUGGGUUCUGGUUAUCAGGUGCAGCCUUGGAAGAAGUGGAGUUCUAAGCUAUUUUUCUGACUAAGCUAUUUUUACCAGUCAAAAGGUAUUUUUUUUUAACCAUGCUUAUUACAGUGUGCUUGGGGGUGGGGAGGUGUGUGUGUAGACACCAGGGGUCAACACGGAGUGCUCCAUCUUAUCCUUUUCAUGAACCGGGGUCUUUCUCUGAGACUGGAGCGCACAGGCUUGGCAAGAGCAGCCAGCCAGAAGCCUCAGCCCUCAUCCUGUCCCUCUCCCCAAAGCUAGGAUUACAGCUGUUAACCAACACACCCUCUUUAUGUUGAUGCUGAGGAUCCAACCCGGGCCCUCAUGCUUGUCCAGUAAGCACUUUACAAAAUGAAUUAUCUCCGCAGCCUCACAUAUAAACCCAGGCUUUUUUGACAGAAGAAUUAUUUAAGGUUUAAAGAAGAUGGGAAAAAAAUAAAAAAGAUUCAAAGCUUCCUCUACCGAAACUCGCCCACCAUCCCCCCCCCCCAAAAAAAAAAUGGCCACAAAAUCGUGGGUCAGCGUAUGUGUGAAGAGCAGCUGGGGCACAGAAAAGUCUGAGUGUUCCUGCAGAGAAGAGCUGUAGGCUGAUCUACAGGAAACUUGGACUGAGAACUCACGAGGAGUCCCAAGUCGGGCAGAGGUUAAUGACUGAAAGGGUGCGGGCGCCAGCAGGCAGCAGGGAGCGCUCGCAGCCUCAGCGGCUCCCCGUCGCCCCGGACUCUCCGGAACAAGUUCUGGAAGUAGGUGCAGACUGUCGCUGCUCGACCGGCCUCCCGCCUUUCAACUGUCACCUCCCCCAGCAAAGUUCAACCCAACCCCCGCCUGACCCAUGCAGAAAGCGAGACUGCUGCUAGGUGGCUGGACUCGAGCGUGGAAGUCGGUGAGGAUGGCCAGCUCCGGGGUGACUCGCCGAAACCCGCUAGCGAAUAAGGUGGCCCUGGUCACGGCCUCCACCGACGGGAUUGGCUUCGCCAUUGCCCGACGACUGGCUGAAGAUGGGGCCCAUGUAGUCAUCAGCAGCCGCAAACAGGAGAAUGUGGACCGUGCAGUGGCAACACUACAGGGAGAAGGGCUGAGUGUUUCUGGCAUCGUGUGCCAUGUGGGGAAGCCAGAGGAUCGAGAAAGGCUGCUAACCACGGCUGUGAAGCUUCAUCAAGGUAUUGAUAUCCUGGUCUCCAAUGCUGCUGUCAAUCCUUUCUUUGGAAACCUAAUGGACACCACGGAGGAGGUGUGGGACAAGGUUCUGAGCAUUAAUGUGAAAGCGACAGCCAUGUUGAUAAAAGCGGUGGUGCCGGAGAUGGAGAAACGAGGAGGCGGCUCGGUGGUGAUUGUGGGGUCCGUGGCAGCCUUCACUCGAUUCCCUGCUCUAGGCCCUUACAAUGUCAGUAAGACAGCUUUGCUGGGUCUUACUAAGAACUUCGCUGCGGAGCUGGCAUCAAAGAACAUUAGAGUGAACUGCUUGGCACCUGGACUCAUUAAGACUCAUUUCAGCAGUGCGCUAUGGAAGGACGGAUCAAGAGAGGACGUCAUAAAAGAAUACUUGCAAAUUAGAAGGCUAGGCAAACCAGAGGACUGUGCGGGCAUAGUUUCUUUCUUGUGCUCUGAAGAUGCCAGUUACAUCAAUGGCGAGACAGUAGUGGUUGGAGGAGGAACCCCUUCUCGCCUCUGAGGACCAAGAGAAACAGCAGAGGUUAACUCCAACUGGUGGGGGUGGGGGUGCAAUCCACCUUGCCUCUGUCACCCUUCCUUGCCGCUGACUAAUUUUUUUCACCCCACAAAAUCAGCUCUACCAGAUAAUAAAUUCCUGGCUUCUCUGUGGUCAAGAUGUGAUCAUAUGAGCAUUCCUGUUGUUGCUAUGGCCUUGUAAAAGGCUUUGCGUCGGGGAGGAGGGGUUAGGGGGAUGGAAAGGGACUUGCUGAGAAGACCAUGGCUACCUUGAUAAAGACCAAGUCCCCCUCCACCGUCUCUGGAGAAUUUGAGGGGAGAUAGAAGGGACCCGGAGUGGAAGGAACAGAAAUGGAAAUUGACCAUUUACA